AUGUCUUCGUCGUCGGGAGAUGAGAGUAGCGACCACCACGGGGAGGAGGAGGUGGUGGCCCAGGCGCCACCGGCAGAGGUGGAACAGGAGCAGCAGGAGCAGGAGGUGGAGGUGGAGGCCAAGAAGAUGGAUGAGAAAGAGGAAGAGGAAGAGGAGGAGGCCAAGAAGAAGAAGAUGGAGAAGAAGGCGAGCUCGAGCUCGAGCUCGAGCUUGCAUGGAGAAGAAGUAGAGGAGGCGGCGGCGACCCCGACGUCGCCGCGCAAGUCGCCCGCAGCGCGACGACCGCUGGGUCCAGCGGCGACGGCCACCGCCGAAGAUGACGACGCAGCCAAGGGGACCGACAAGAAGAAGAACAACAAGAAGGCCACCGCCGCCAAGAAGGAGAAGAAGGUGAAGGAAAAGAAGGAGAAGCCCGCGAAAAAGGAGAAGAAGAAGAAGGCCACAAAGAAGAAGGAGGAGGGCGAUGAAGAGGGUGGCGAGGCCACCACCAACAAGAAGAAGAAGAAGACCAACCGCUUCACGUCCUUCUUCCGCCGGAAGAAGAAGUCGACCGACGAGUCUGGCGAGACCACCAACAAGAAGAAGAAGAAGACCACCACCACCAAGAAGAAGGCGGAGGCGGACAAGGGCAAGGAGGAGGGCAAGGCCAAGAAGCCGGCCUCUGGCGCCUCGCCCGCAACACAGAAGAAAGCGGCGGCGGCGGGCAAGGAGGUGGAGAAGAAGCCGGCGGUGGUCGUGGCGGUGUCGGCGGGCGGGGACUGGAACGACGACCCGGUGUCGAGUGAUGACGACGACGGCGGCGCGGCGCCCAAGCUGAGCGGCUCGCACCCGGCCAAGCGCAUACCGGACCUCAACCGCGCGGGCGAGGUCGACGCCGAGGCGCAGACCAACCCCACCUCCAUGUUCCAGAAGAAGCCCGAGAUGGGCGCCCUCAUGGGCCGCAACAUCGCCCUCGAGCUACGGGCCAAGAAGGAGACGGGGCUGAUCGCGCUGAAGAAGGUGGAGGCGGACGAGGGCAAGAGGAAGCAGCAGCAGCAGCAGAGCGCCGAGUCAGCGGCCAUCACCGAGAAGGUGCAGCUGCGCAAGGUCGAGCGACCCAGCGCCGCCCCCAAGAAAGAGGCAUCCUCGGGUGGUGCGCCGUUCAGUGGCGUGACGCUGCGCAAGGUGUCGCAGGACCCAUCGCAGGCGCCCAAGGGCGGCAACGCGGCGACCGACUCGUCCGGCAAGAGCAGCCCGUUCCCCGUCACCCUCCGCAAGGCCGAGCAGAGCCCCAUCAGCGAAGCCGAGAGGAGACGCGACGGCCCUCUGCCUCGCGUGGUGGUGGGCAAGAGCGGCAGCGCGGCGGUCGUCCCCACGACCGCCCCCGCCCUGGCGAAGGAGGUGGACCAUGCGGCCGACGAGGACGACGAUCACAAGGAGAGCGGUGUGUCGGAGGCCGCGAGCAGCACCUCCGACGACGACAACGAAGAGGACGGAGAAGCGGCACCGUCGAGCGAGGAAGAGGAGAGCAGCUCUGAGGAGGAGGAGGAGGAAGAUGAAGAAGACAGCGACGAUGAUGAGGAGGAAGAGGAGAGUUCGAGCGAGGAGGAAGGGGAGGGCCGCGCAGCUCGCGGCAGCGAUGAAGAGGGUGAGUCCUCCGAGGAAGAGGGGGAGGGAGAAAGUUCGUCGAGCGAGGAGGAGAGCUCGGGUGACGAGACGGCGGAGAAGGCCGACCACGCUCCGCCGCAGAACGAGGAGGCGAAGGGCGGGGAGAAGGACGACUCGGAAGAAGAAGAAGAAGAAGAGGUAGAAACGGUUCAGCAUCCCCCGCCGCAGAUAGAGGAGGCAAGCAAGGGAGCCGCAGAAGAGGCGCGCAUCGCGGAGUCAGACUCAGAUCGUGAGGAAGAGGACAAGCAGCCUGCUGGGACCUCCUCGGAUGAUGACGAUGGCAGCUCCAGCAGCGACAGCGACGACAGCUCCGCUUGA
Acanthamoeba castellanii str. Neff is the source of this 1965-nucleotide messenger RNA. RefSeq lists its product as uncharacterized. The record is from RefSeq and is a predicted model, not a curated record. The transcript has 6 exons. Lineage: Eukaryota; Discosea; Longamoebia; Acanthamoebidae. The coding region runs from base 1 to 1965 and encodes 654 amino acids.